Messenger RNA from Amphiprion ocellaris (clown anemonefish), 1106 nucleotides. It is a transcript of the gene psmd10, whose product is annotated as proteasome 26S subunit, non-ATPase 10. Gene Ontology annotation, molecular function: protein binding. The transcript is spliced from 5 exons. The coding region runs from base 87 to 767 and encodes 226 amino acids. NCBI's taxonomy places the organism in Eukaryota, Metazoa, Chordata, Actinopteri, Pomacentridae. The record is from RefSeq and is a predicted model, not a curated record.
UGAGUCAUUGCGCCUCUGGUUCAAACCAAACAUCUCUGUAGAGCCUCCAGUGCUGUGUAGUACACUUACUGUGACAUUAUUUGACCAUGGAGGGUUCUGUUUCAGAUGUGGAGGUCUGUAACUUUGCCUACACGGGGCAGUUUGAGAAGUUAAGACAGUGUAUUCUGUCAGAUAAAACGCUCGCCUGUAAAACGGACCAGGUCCAGAGAACUGCUCUGCACUGGGCCUGCUCUGCCGGACACACCAACAUUGUGGAGUUUCUGCUCGACCUGGGAGUUGAAGUGAACCUGCAAGAUGAUGCUCGUUGGACUCCUUUGCACAUCGCAGCAUCAGCAGGCAGAGAAGACAUAGUGAGAGCUCUGAUAUCCAAAGGAGCUCAGCUGAAUUCAGUCAAUCACAAUGGAUGCACCCCUCUGCACUACGCCGCAUCCAAGGACAGAUAUGAGAUCGCCUUGCUGCUGCUGGAGAACGGGGCAGACCCCAACGCUACGGACAAGUUGGAGUCUACUCCUCUUCACAGAGCGUCUGCCAAAGGCAACUACCGCCUCAUCCAGCUGCUUCUCAAACAGAGCGCCUCAACCAACAUCCAGGACUCACAGGGCAACACACCGCUUCACCUGGCAUGUGAUGAGGAGCGAGUGGAAGCAGCCAAGUUGCUCGUGGAACAUGGAGCCAGCAUUUACAUCGAGAACAAGGAGGAGAAGACCCCCCUCCAGAUAGCCAAGGGUGGUCUGGGCAACAUACUUCGCCGGAUCGUGGAGGGGUGAUGGUUCCCCUCACCUACAGGGGGAGUUCCAGAUCAAACCCCCACAGUCACCAAGUUACAUUAUGAGGAUUCUCAUCCUAGUCAGUCGUCCUCAAGCGGUCUGGUGCGACACAUUCAAACGUGUAACAGGUCCAAGAUGAGACAGUGUGUAGAGGAAAAGUUGGACUGUACUGCUUCCUUAUCAGCUCCUCCGAUGUGGCUUUGAAACUGCGCAGACCAAAUAUGUGUGCUUUAAAACACUCUCCUGCACUAAGCGCAGUCUGUCCAGUGCCACAGCCAAUUUUCUAUGAAGUUUGAAUUGUAAAAAUGACUAAAUAAAAAUCAGUCUUCAGCCAGUUAA